Anneissia japonica is the source of this 4529-nucleotide messenger RNA. Its product is annotated as exostosin-1b-like. The annotation marks the transcript as partial. Gene Ontology annotation, molecular function: glycosyltransferase activity. The record is from RefSeq and is a predicted model, not a curated record. The transcript has 7 exons. Gene Ontology annotation, cellular component: membrane. NCBI's taxonomy places the organism in Eukaryota, Metazoa, Echinodermata, Crinoidea, Comatulida, Comatulidae.
UCUUUCAGGUAUGACUAUCAAACACUUUUACACAACUCAACGUUUUGUUUAGUGCCUAGGGGGCGUCGUCUUGGGUCUUUUCGUUUCUUAGAAGCGCUGCAGGCAGCGUGUAUACCAAUUCUUCUGAGCAAUGGAUGGGAGUUACCAUUUUCAGAGGUAAUUGAUUGGGACAGAGCUACCAUCGAAGGUGAUGAACGAUUAUUAUUACAAGUACCAUCCAUAACAAGAUCAAUUACCAGUGAACAAAUUUUAUUACUACGCCAGCAAAGCCAAUUUCUUUGGGAAACAUAUUUUUCAUCACUUGAGAAAAUCAUAAGUACAACAUUUGAAAUUAUCAAAGAUAGAAUAAACAGAGAGAAUGCUCGUAAUAUGAUGGUUUGGAAUGUGCCACCUGGAGCUCUUGCUAUUGACCAACAAUAUUCCAGUGACUUAACUUCAUACCCUUUUUUCAACGUUGCAUUGGCGACACCACUCUCUUCAAAGUUUACUGCGGUGAUCUUAGCGACGUCUCCCGUCUUCUCCUCCGCAGCUCCUGUUAUUAAACUCAUCAAAAAUAUUAUUCAGUCUGCAAAUGUAGCACACAUUGUCAUUUUAUGGCAUGUAGAGCAUCCGUUGCCACCAAAGAGUCGUUGGCCAGCUACUACUAUUCCAUUGACAGUAGUUGAAGGGAGUUCCAAGCAUAUUGGCGACCGUUUUAAGCCCAGCAGUCUCGUGAAGACCGAUGCCAUUUUAAAUCUAGAUGAAGAUACUGUACUUACUACAGAUGAGAUUGAUUUUGCAUUUAGUGUAUGGAAAUCAUUUCCAGAGCGGAUUGUUGGAUAUCCAGCCCGUUCCCACUACUGGGAUGAGAGCCAAAAUCGAUGGGCUUACACCUCCAAGUGGACCAACGAAUACUCCAUGGUGCUUACCAGUGCAGCUUUUUAUCACAGAUACUACAAUCAUCUUUAUACAGAGACUCUACCGAAAGUAUUGUUGGAUCAUGUGAACAGCAUCAAUAAUUGUGAAGAUAUUUUAAUGAACUUCUUAGUAGCGAGUGUAACACAUCUUCCGCCAGUUAAAGUCUCUCAGAGGAAAUGCUACAAGCAACUUCUUAUGGGUGAAGACUCAAGGGUUAAGCCUUUAUCGUUCUGGAGGGCGGCAGACCAUUUUCCACAGAGACAAAACUGUUUGAACCUCUUUGCAGAGAUCUUUGGUAAAAUGCCUCUGACACGCUCCCAGAUGCGGUUAGAUCCGCUGCUAUACCAAGAUCCCGUUGCAAAUUUACGCCGCCGCUACCGAACUAUUGAGCUAGUUAAUGAUGGAUGCAAACCGUCAUGACCUAUUUUGAUUGUAUGCUUCUCAUCUAUAGCUUUAAGUGCGGGUGUAGGAAGAAAACAUCGGCGCAGCAGUUGUUAUGUUCACAUUAAAAUUCGACAAAACUCAAAGAGAAUGGAGAUGUAACAAGAAACAAGAUAGUUUUAAGUUAUUGGAAAGUGAUUAGUUUUGAAAUUCUUAAGCAAAGCAGAUGUUGAAAUUCACCAUCUGAAAUUUAAUUCAGCAGAAAAUUCCUUUCAAAGAAAGUUUUUUUGUCUAAAAGAAAUAUAAACAUUGGUAGUAUGAGUAUGAUUUACAGUUUUGUGAGUUAUUUGAUUGAUUGGAAAGAAUUCCAGAUAGGAAACUUCAGCUGAUAAAGGAGGAAAGCAGUAUCGUAGGAAUAAAUUUCACUAUUAUGUAUGUGGAAUUUUGAAAGAGUACCAUGAAGAACGUAAAGUACUUGUAUUAAUGUUCUAUGUGCAACAUUUUUAAUUUCACCAAGAAUGUGUUGGAAUUACAAGAGUAAAAUAAAGAACAUAAUAUAUCCGCAAUUAUUCUUGAACAAUCUAAGAAAUUAUGACUAGGUGAAUUAGAUUUUCCAUUCCACAUUUUAAUCUCAGAGUAAUGCAGUUAUUUUUUAUAUUUUUAAAUAAAGCAGCGGAGUUAACGUUGUUUUAUGUUAGUACCGUAUUAUGAGUAUCAGAAGUCUAUUAGACAGCUCUGCUAGACUUUGUAUAAAAGUGUGUGUGAGCGAUUUUUGUACAUUAAGUUUUUUCUUAUGGAGAGUUGUUGCGUUCAUUAGCGAGUGUGAACUUUUAUAAUCGGCAUUUUGAUAUAAAGUUGUAUGAAAUUUAAAUAUUCAUGAAGUAUUAUUGAUUUUAAAAAAUAACAAAACAUUCUCAGUUGUAAGCUCCAAAGUUUGAAGAGAAGAACAGUAUCUAAAGCCCUGUGUAGACUAUCAAAUUUUAUAUGACAAAAAAACUGAUGUAUGCCCAUAUAUAGUCAUGAUGUGCCUAUAUAUGGUCAUGAUGUGAUGUCAUCAUGACCAUAUUUAGGCAUGUCACAUGUUUUUGUCAAAUAAAAUGAGAUUAUCUGUACCUAAGGGUCUAAGGAAAGAAUAAUUAUGAAUACUUAAACAUUUUCUUGUUAUAUAGGAACAGUACCCUAAAUGACCUAAUAAGUUCAGUGCGGUGCUUAUUCGAGAACGGUGCUUAUUCUAGAGUACCAUUUAUUAACAGCAUCGCUUUUUCAAGCACAGCACUUAGGCCAAAAAGAAACAAUUUUUGUGUUGGCCACGUUUUGGGAAAAUUCAAAAAAUAGGUAGGUCAGUUGGAAAGCUUUUUUCCCCCUUUUUUUUAACAACCAAAUAUGUGUUUACACCUAAAAAAUAGACAAAUAAUACAACAAUUUUUAAAUCGCAUCGCUUACUAUCCAGCAAAUAAAAGCACUCAAAUGCCGACCCUUACUUUUGUAAAAUUUAAGUCGGUUGUGAAUGGCCAACACAACAAUGCGUCAUUUUGUCGAGAGCGCCACUUGAGAGCGGAGCUUAUCAGAUCAUUUACAGUAUGCUAACUUAUUGUUUGCAAAAUUUAGAUCAUUUAUGAUCUGCAAACGUAAUUUAUAAGGCAUUAUGCCAACAUAUUUUUUGAAAAUUAAUGAAAUGAUGUUAUUGUGGCAAGAAAUUGAUCAUGUAAAUUAUGUUUAGGACUGUAUCAUAACAUUUUUUAAGACCAUUUUUUUAUAUAUUUUUUCCAAAUGUAUAUUUUUAUGUUCAACUAAUAAAUAUAAUACAAAAUUAUUCAUGUUAAAUUGUGUAUUUUAUGAAUAUGUUAUCUUUAUUAAUCAACCAUUAGCUUUUGUAGACAUCUGAAGAACCAAGAAACAUUUGAAAUACAUGUCAUAUCCUGGUUAAAAUGUUAUAAUUAAAACUAAUAAAUUUCGGUAAUCGAUACCUCAAAUUUUAUUUAUUUAUUUCAAUGACAAUAUGUAAUAUAAAUAUAAUAAGGUAAGAAUUUGGACACUUUUUAUGCAGUAAAUAUUUAUUAAGAUAGACUCUCAUCGCCUAAAAGCCUCUGCAAUUAUAUUCAUAUGUCUUAUUCUACAAACAAUAUUAUUUAAUUAGUUAUUUAGUGAUUAUAUAAAAAAGGAUCUUAUGCUCAGCUUAUUUCCAUUUUGAUUUCCAAAGUACUGUUCUUUUAUUUUCAUACAUACAAUAUUUGUUUUAGGAUUAAACAAAAUAAUUUUAAUACAAAACAUUGGGAUAGAUGUGACAUUUUUAACCUCAGAAACUUUUUUACUUGUGCUUUUGUUAACAGCUUUUGAUAAACCAUACCAAAUAUCUUCAUAAACCGGUUUCGUUUGUAUUAGUUUGUGGAGUAAUCCAAAUAUUUAGUUUUCAUAUAUUCAUAUACACAGGUUACCAAAACCAAAAAGUUGCUCUGUAUAUAUCAGUUUAUGUGAUAAUGUUUUAAAGUUGAGUAUUUAACAACUAUGAUUUAGAAGUACAGUAAUAAUAUUUAUGUAUUAUAAAUAUUAUUACUGUACUUCUAAUAAUAGUUACGUAUUAUAAAUCUGCUGAAUAAUACAGAAUGUUUUGACUUCAUUUGCAAACAAUGGUUAGCAUUUGGAGUGAGUUUUCAUUGUAGGAGUAGACAUAUGCUGAUAAAAACAGCUCUCUCUAUCUCUAAUGAAUAAAUAGCAUAUUUUCCUAUAGAACCUGUAUUUUUAACUAUAUUUAAGGCAGAAUCGUCUAGAAAAUGUACUGAUAUAGGUCUGCUUGAAUUGAAAAUUGUGAUUUAAUUUGUGUGUUAAUGCUUAUCUAUUGGACUACUUUAACUGUAUUUUUCCCUUAGUUUUAUCUACCGGCACUCCAUCUUCUGGUUGUAUAGUUAGAGCAUUUGGAUCUAACAAUCCUUGGCCCCAAUAUAUUUUGAAUGGACAAAUAUUUGUUUCAAUUGAUUUGGUCUGAUGAAUUUUGUAAUUUAUUUUUCAUUUUAGAAUGGAAAAACAGUCUGAAUGUAAUUGAUCACGAAAAAAUACAAAUGAAUAAACGUGUUUAUCGGCGUUGGGAUUCUAUAAUCACUGAAUAAACUGUUAACAUUACUAUGGUGACCAUGACAAGUUAAGCAUGUCAUUACUUAACCACACACAUUGACAAAAAAAAAACUGUUGUAUGCCCAUAUUUAGUCAUGAUGUGCUUAUAAGUUUUUGUCAAAUAAAAUUUGAUAGUCUGGACA